Messenger RNA from Gossypium raimondii (Peruvian cotton), 1606 nucleotides. RefSeq names its product probable flavin-containing monooxygenase 1. The transcript is spliced from 5 exons. Lineage: Eukaryota; Viridiplantae; Streptophyta; Magnoliopsida; Malvales; Malvaceae. The record is from RefSeq and is a predicted model, not a curated record. The coding region runs from base 1 to 1566 and encodes 521 amino acids. Gene Ontology annotation, molecular function: flavin adenine dinucleotide binding; N,N-dimethylaniline monooxygenase activity; NADP binding.
AUGGAGAGUGAUAAGAAGAGGAUAGCCAUCAUAGGUGCUGGAAUUAGUGGCUUAAUGGCAUGUAAGUAUACACUAGAGAAAGGUUUCAAUCCCAUUGUGUUUGAAGCAAGGAGUGGCAUUGGUGGAGUUUGGUCACAAACAAUAGAGUCUACUAAGCUACAAACACCCAAAGAUUUCUAUCAGUUUUCUGAUUUUUCAUGGCCUCGUGAAGUGAAAGAGACUUACCCUGAUCACACCCAAGUGUUGGAAUACCUCCAUGCCUAUGCUCUUCACUUCAACAUCCUUCCUAGGAUCAAGUUCAACUCCAAGGUAACAUGCAUCGAUUAUGUCACAUCCUCUACUGCAGAUUUGCAUUCUUGGGACUUAUGGGGUGGCUCCGGUGAGCCAUUUUCUCCCUCGGGGAAAUGGCGUCUCACCAUACGAAAUGGUCAGAAUCCAUCUGCUUCUGCUCCAACAGAUCAGGUGUACCAAGUGGAUUUUGUGAUUCUUUGCAUGGGAAGAUAUAGUGACUUGCCAAAUAUUCCUGAUUUUCCAUUGAGCAAAGGACCUGAAGUAUUCAAUGGCAAGGUGUUACAUUCCAUGGAUUAUGCUGCAAUGGAUGAUGAUGUUGCCGCUGACUUAAUCAAAGAAAAGCGAGUCACAGUCAUUGGAUUUCAGAAAUCAGCAGUGGAUAUAGCAGCAGAAGUUGCUAACAAAAACGGAGCAACUCACCCAUGUACACUGCUAUUCAAGACGGCUCACUGGAUUGUCCCCGAAUAUUUACUCCCACUUGUGUUUCAAGGCUUGAACCGCUUCACAGAGUUAAUGAUCCACAAGCCUGGCGAAGGUUUCUUCAUCUGGCUCCUAGCCAUGCUGCUUUCACCUCUGCUCUGGAUAUUUUCAAUGUCGAUCGAGUGCUAUCUCAAGUACAUGUAUCCAUUGAAGAAAUACAACAUGGUACCAACACAUAGAUUCCUCAAACAAAUUUCUUCAUGUAUGUUCACAGUUCUGCCAGCUAAUUUCUAUGACAGAAUCAAAGAUGGCAGUCUUUUCUUGAAGAAAUCACAAAGCUUUAGCUUCUGCAGAAAUGGUUUAAUUGUACAAGGCGAAUCUAAACCUCUGUUGUCUGAUAUUGUAAUUCUUGCCACUGGGUACAAAAGUGAAGAAAAGUUGAAGAACAUGUUCAGCUCAACUUUGUUCCAAAAAUGUAUUGCUGAGUCAUCAGCCCCAUUCUACAGGGAAUGCAUUCAUCCUCAAAUCCCACAGCUAGCGAUACUUGGAUAUGCAGAUAGUCCAGCAAUCCUGUAUUCCACUGAAAUGAGAAGCAAAUGGUUAGCACAUUUUCUUGCAGGAAACUUCAGGUUACCAACAAUAAGUAAGAUGGAAGAGGAUGUUAUGGAGUGGGAAAAAUGCAAGAGAAGGGAUGAGAAAGAGAGCUAUAGAAGGUCUUGUGUGAGUACAUUGCUCCAAAUAUACUGUAAUGAUCAACUAUGCAAAGACGUGGGAUGCAAUUCUAGAAGGAAAAAUUGGUUUCUUGCAGAGCUAUUUGCAGCUUAUGGUCCUAAGGACUACAAAGACUUAUCUUAAUCAAUUAAGCUAUGGAAGAGAUUGUGGAUGUUGAAAUUUA